Messenger RNA from Plenodomus lingam JN3, 327 nucleotides. The record is from RefSeq and is a predicted model, not a curated record. NCBI's taxonomy places the organism in Eukaryota, Fungi, Ascomycota, Dothideomycetes, Pleosporales, Leptosphaeriaceae.
AUGGGCUCCGCAUACCUAGAAAACACAUGGACUCGCUCCGUGGCCUCGCUCGUUCGGCCUUCGAGAAACAACCUCCGGGACGACUCCCCCACCGAUCCGGCACUGCUCGCCAACAACACCAGCAAGCAGCCCACUCAGGAGAAUCACGACUCCGCCACCGAGCCCGGCACGAUCAAGUACGGCUUCGGCAUCCACGUCGGCAGAGACGGCCUCGAGCAUCUGGGCAUCGACCGCGUGCGCCGCGGCGGCGACCGCAGUGGCCGCGAACUCGUCAUUUACGAAGAACAAGCGAAGAAGAAGCGCAAGAGCUGGACAGACCAAGUUUGA